Amoebophrya sp. A120 is the source of this 4562-nucleotide messenger RNA. The record is from the annotation of a GenBank genome assembly. Lineage: Eukaryota; Dinophyceae; Syndiniales; Amoebophryaceae.
AGCGUCUUACAUACUCUGCCCGAAUUAUUGCUUUGUGUUUUAAUGACGUGUAGUUUGGCCGAGACGUUAUUUUCUCCCCUCUGUUCUUGUUGUCCCCGUUCUGAGUAGCUCAAAUGGUUCAUUCACAAAACCAGGUCCAAGAACUACAGAUGAGAAGAUCUUCAGUUGGCCCUCUUUGACUGCAUGCGUCCUUUUCUUUUAGGAAUUAAGUUACAUCUUGUCCCGAGCCAGUGCCUGAUUUACAUCUCAAUGAAUUGAACGCGAGCUCAUGAACGCGAUGUAUUUGCUGGUAUGAAAAUAGCCCUCGUAGUUCAGACCGCGAAAUAAACCCACUUAAGAUGGUGCGCCAACCACCGGAAAUGUCAUCUACCCGGAAUAGUACUAGGGUCGCGGCCUGUUCCGCUGCCUUCCUCUACCUCACCUGCUCCGCCACGCCUAUCCUGUGUAAAAACGUCCCCACCCCAUAGUCAAGAUGGGGAUUUUGCAACACAAACCUAGGAGUUUUGGGAGUCACGCAUGACAAGUUGCACUCCGUAGUGUAGUGCAGGUUAGCAAGUGCAGCCGCGUCACAGAUCCAUCUGCUCAUCCUGUUCUCAGCAUCACAAAUUCCAAAACACGAUUGGAAAUGUCUACCAUGGGUAUGCGCAUCACAAAUGUCUUUGUCAUUGCAAAUCUGCAUGACAACUCUGGAGUGGGGACGUUUUUCCUCAGGAUAACCCCCGCGAGUAGCUCUACCGCACCGCCGACGGGGGGAGUAACAGCCCCCUCGGUCGUGCCUACUACUACAUUACCGGUGGAGACCGCGACAACAAAGAUUGACAUUGGGGGAACAAGUACUAUCCCCUCUAGGAAGCCUAUCCAGGAAAAAAACUGUGUAUGGAAGAGCAGCAUCACAAAUUCGUUUUGUAUUACAGGGAAAACCUGUCGUGAUGCGCAGCUAGCACGUGGAAACACGUAUGAAACUAGCUUACGACGCACGUCCAGCAUGACACGUGUAACACUUUUUUGCAAUUUCUGCAUCACAAACUUACACUCACAUAGUUUUUUUCUUGCAUAAGGCCAGCAGCAGACGCAGCGGUCGUGCCGACGGUCGACGCUCAGGCGCUGCUGCGACAGCUUGAGAAGGACAUCGAGGAGAUUGACCAGCGAAAGGAGCAAUUGAAAAACGAGUCCGAAGCCGAGCCCGACUACACAACCUCCACCCGCGCGCCGAGCUACGAAAUGCCCACCCUGGAACUGGGGACGCUGGGACCCACACUUGGGGAUUUUCCGGAAUUUGAUUUGUACGGGUCCACGAGCUAUCAACCGUAAAAAUGUCUGGGUCUGGAAGGUUGGAACUUGCGAUGCGUGUUGCGGAUCAUACAAAAAUCUGUGUUGCAUGACUUGCAAAAGGUCCCCACUUCUGGCCAUGCUGAGAGGGCAUUUCUCAUGCAGAAUAGGCAUCACCAAGGGGCUGCAGAACCUGUGAUGCUACUCCCUGCAUUCCAGACUUGGCGGAGCUUGGAAAAACUGCAUGACAAAUUUCGGAAUCUUCCAGACCCAGACAUUUUUGCAUUUGAUACGAGCAGUGGCGGCGGGGGUGCCGAGGACGGGGAAGGCGGGGAUUCGGUUCUGGAAGAGGAGAAGCUCGCGACCAUGAGUGAGCAGGAAUUGAUCCUGUAUGGGGUGAAAAAGUAUAGAAAGUUCUUUUUGUUGCUGCUACUUCAUGGCAUGCUGAAGAUCAUGUUGAGGGCGUGUUUUGUUGAAUGCAACAACACAACGAACUGCCGAACUUAUUCGAUUUGAUGCUUUAUAAUUCAAACUACAACUAGAACUACCCACACGACAUCUUCAGAAACGUCCCUUUCCGCGGGUCUCCCUCCGACAAGUCGUCCCCGCAGCCCGCCCUGUACUGCCGCGACCACAUCGUCGCGCUUUUCCACGCGUACGUGCUGCAGAAAUUUGAGGGGAGCAAAAUGCGGUUUCUCCGCCACGGCUUCAGCCACUUCGAUUUGAACAAGGACGGAACGCUGUCCGAGUUGGAGAUGGCCCAGUUCCUCAAAUCCCGGAAAUCGUUGCUGCACAAGACCUGCAACAAGCCGAAUAUUUUUUUCCACUACGUCAAGAAGCAGAACCGGGUUAAGGACUAUUUUAAAUUCGAGUACGUCGAGCCAACCGAGCUGUACGUGGAAAAUGUGUUUUACUACGGGUACGUCGUCCCCUUCGUCGAUUUGGCGGUUUUCGUCGGCGAAGCGAGCUACUUCUGGAGCCUGUACUGGAGCAAAAAAUUGGAGGACAGCGCCAUCGAGUUCUAUGACCAGUCCGUGUCGAAUUUCCACCUGUUGGUGAAAAAAUCCGAGUUCUGGUUCCGCACGUUCGUCAAGGACCUGUUUUUCGACGAAAAAUUUUACCUGAAACUGCUCUUGCAGGACUACUUCAGCACGAAAGAAUCUGCUACUUCUCCCGCGAACAAAAUACGCGGCGGGGGAGUAGAGGGAAGUAAAACCAAUGUCGUGAUGAAGAACGGGCACGAGAUGGCCAAGCUGUGGAUCCAGAAGCACCUGAACCUGGACGUGACCUCGCGGGAGUAUUUUUUGCAGGUGAAAAAGGAGGAGGAAAUCUUGCAGAAGAAGCUAUAACCCGCUCAGGCGUUACAAUCUCAAGCGUUACAAUAGAAUUUGGAAAUCUGUGAUGCAAGAAGUGCAUAAUCCAGGCAGCCAAGUCCGAUGUGACUGCGCAUGACAAGUUCCGGAGUCCCAAACCGCACUACAAUCUGCCGAAAUUUGUGUUGCAGAAAGUGGAAUGGUCUGCGAGUCUGUCAUGCUCACUAUGCAAGACAAAUUCCAGAUUCGAUUGUAACGUUUGAGAUUGUAAUGUUUGAGCAGGUCAUAGAAGCAGGAGCAAGAAGAAAUCAAGCGGAAACUCGCGGAGGAGCAUAUCACGAGGAAAAAUCCCCCCCUCCCCAUAUCAAAGGGAAGUUUCUGAUGCUGGAUUUGCGUAUACAAAUCAGGUUUGUCUUGCAGUAGAGGACAGCAGGCUCCUGCCAAGCCUGAGUAGAGAGCUUUUGGCCUAGGCGCUUAGCAUGAGAAACGUCUAUGCUGUAGGCCCAACAGCAUCACAAACGGCCUGCAUAAUGCGGCAGAGCCUGCGGAGUUGUCUUCUUGCAGGACAGACGUGAUUUGUGGUCUCAAAUCAGCAAGACAAAUCUCCGGAAACAUACCUUUUCGAUGUGGGGAGUGGGGAUUUUUCCUCUCAAUAGAACAGGUGAAGGAAAUGGAACGCGAGGCCCGGGCCGCCAAGGAAAAAGCGGAAAAGGAGCGGGCCGAGCUGUGCGAGAACAGCUUUAUCAAGGGCGAAAACGGGGAAAUCUUGCCCAACACGGCGUGCCACGAGUUUCAGUUCCCGAGUGACGCGGUGGAAGUAGCGGAAAGUAUUGCAACGGGAAGCGCAACAAGCAUUAACUCAACGGCUGGUGGAAGCACUACCGCUGCUUCCACGGGGGAAAACAGCAACAGCACAGCAACGGCUUCUUCAGAAAGAAAGACCGAGGCGUCGUCGUCGUCGACGCAACAGUUGCAACAGGAUCAAAUCAUACCCGUCGAGUUGGAUGUGCAUGCGAAGCGGGCUAUCCUGAGGAAAAACGUCCCCACCCCAUAGUCAAGAUGGGAAUCUCGCAACACAAAUCGAGAAGUUUUGGGAGUCAAGCAUGACAAGUUCCUCUCUGUAGUGUAGUGCAGUUUAGCAAGUACAGCCGCAACACAUAUCCAUCUAGUCAGCUUGUUUACAGCAUUACAAAGUCCAAAACACGAUUGGAAAUGCCUCGCAUGGGGAUGCGCAUUACAAAUCUUCCUGUAACUGCAAAUCUGCAUGACAAGUAUGGGGUGGGGACGUUUUUACUCAGCAUACGGGCCGAGGGCUUUCUGGACACGGAUUUCGCAAAAUACGACAAGGACCCGUCUGCAGUGGACGGCAUUUCGCAGUUGGAGUGGUAUUAUAGGAAUCCUUGUUUGACAUGCACUACAAAUCCACUUGAUUAAGUAUUGUCUUUCCUUUCUUUGCAUACAAAAUGCCUGGACAUGUAGUUCGAGAAUCUUGAGUCUUCCAUAGCUCCUCGCUGCCUGUGAAGAUGCAUAAAAUUCAGCAGUGCACAAAUGAAAAUCCCUCAGGUUCUACUUUCUGUUCACCGAGCCCUACAGCCUCCAGGCGCUGUUUUACACCACCACCAUGGACAAAGUCUUGGUCUACAGUUCGAUUUUGGUCCCCACCUUUCUGUUCUUCAGCUUCCUGGCCGGGUAAGAGUCGACGUCUUGUCUGCGUUUGUCAAGAAGCUGAUUGAAGAUGUACGACAAACUGAUAAAAAUGGGGAACGAAUGCUAGAUUUGCAUGCCGAAUGGAAUUAGAAUGUAAAUACAAAUUGGAAAAUGAUGAAGAUUCAACCUGUAUUGUAAAAAACUACGAGUAAUAAGGAACGCGCUCUUCUCAUUCUCUCAUGCUGAUUUCUUUGAUAGUACACCAUUUUCAAUUCGUCAAUCGCGACGACAAAGUCAGCUCUUGAUAAUUAGUAAAAAAUCGCACCACACGAC